Messenger RNA from Rhodamnia argentea, 2664 nucleotides. Its product is annotated as probable receptor-like protein kinase At1g11050. Gene Ontology annotation, biological process: protein phosphorylation. NCBI's taxonomy places the organism in Eukaryota, Viridiplantae, Streptophyta, Magnoliopsida, Myrtales, Myrtaceae. The record is from RefSeq and is a predicted model, not a curated record. Bases 253 to 2358 code for a protein of 701 amino acids. The transcript has 2 exons. Gene Ontology annotation, molecular function: protein kinase activity; ATP binding.
UAGAAUCUGCUUUCGGUUUAAUUUUGGACCGCAUUCAACGAACGGCGUUAACUCCACCCUCUGAUGGCGGCAAAACGACAGAGUUAAAACUGCGUCUGUGUCAUGUCAGCAGCCAGCCAGGAAGUUUUUUUGGAGGAGAAUGGUUUGACCAGACGAUGAUUGGGUGGGUGCUCCUUUCUCCUCCAUGCCUUUUGAAGCUCCGUUCAUGGGGUCGGAGUCUCCAUCGUCCUUGAACCACCACCACCUUCCUUGAUGCUCCCAUCUCUCAUCAAAAUCUCUUUUCCGACAGUAGAAGAGCAAAAAAGAAUCACACCCAAGCAGUCAAAAAUGAAGCUCGAAUCGGCGUCGCCCGCUACCGUCUCCGUCGUCUCCUCCUCCUCCUUCUUCGUAGUUCUUUUUCUCUCUGCUCUCUCUCCAACUUCCGCAGCAGCCGCCGCCACGACGAACGGAUCGACAUGCCCUGUGGAUCUCAGCUACAUGCGCAGAAUCCCUUGGAACACUUCGAAUUGCCAACCCCCCAUCUUCACUCCCGACCCUUCCCUCAACGACACCUCUAAGAACCCCUGUUGCCAGAACCUCCUCUCCCUCUUCGCCGUUGGUUUGGCUGAGAGGCUUCGACAGACUUCUCUCUUCAACCUCCCUGACCUCAACACCUCCAUUUCUUGCCUCCAAGACUUCCAAUCCACCCUCACUUCUCUCUCUCUCCCCACCAAUCUUGUUUCCUACUGCCUCAACCCUUCGCAGUUCGUCAUCACGCCCAACACCUGUGCCCACAUUCAGAAUACGCAGGACUGGGUUAGGGAACUCGGCCAGUCAACUGCUCUUGAUUCAGACUGCAAGGCCGACCUCAAUGAUUUGACCUACUGUGACCUGUGCGUGGCUGCUGGUUUCAAGGUCCAAGCCCAGCUGAUAGCUAUCGGUGGUAAUAAUCCUAAUAGCACAGAUUGCUUUCAUUUUACCAUUCUGUAUGCUGCUGGUAUUGUCAAUGCUUAUGGGCCUGAGAGUACUGGCGUGCUGUCAUGUGUUUUGGCAUUGUCGAUCAAUACCCGUGGGAGUUCGGCUAGUAAACGGCACACCGAUCUUGUUUUCGGCUUGACUGGGGCUGGUGUCGCACUCAUUGUCAUGUCUUGUUUGCUGGGUUUGUACUUUUGGUAUGAUAGGAGGUGGAAGAGGAAGAGGAGAGUUCAGGGUGCUAAUGCAGAAUUUAGUCUUGACCCGGAGGAAUCAGGGUCUAGGGCUAGACCAAGGCCUAAUACAGGGUCUAUUUGGUUCAAAAUUCGCGACCUUGAGAAAGCAACCAACAACUUCUCACAUAAGAAUUUCAUCGGGCGGGGGGGUUUCGGAGUGGUUUUCAAGGGAGUUCUAUCUGAUGGGACGGAGGUAGCCGUCAAGAGAAUUAUUGAAUCUGAUUUCGAGGGGGAUGCUGAAUUUUGCAAUGAGGUCGAGAUUAUUAGCAAUUUGAAGCAUAGGAAUUUGGUGCCACUUAGGGGAUGCUGUGUGGUAGACGGAGACGAUGACGAUUAUGAUGAUAUGAGUGGCCAGAGAUAUCUUGUCUACGAUUACAUGCCAAAUGGUAAUCUUGAUGAUCACAUUUUCUCAUCGCCUGAUAACCAAAGCGGGAAGAAGACAUUGACCUGGCCUCAAAGGAAAAACGUUAUUUUGGAUGUGGCAAAGGGGCUUGCUUAUUUGCACUAUGGGGUGAAACCUGCAAUAUAUCAUAGAGACAUUAAAGCGACAAACAUUUUGCUGGAUGGAGACAUGAGGGCAAGAGUCGCAGAUUUUGGAUUAGCAAAGCAAAGCAGAGAAGGACAAUCCCAUCUUACUACCAGGGUCGCCGGAACUCAUGGCUAUUUGGCUCCUGAGUAUGCACUUUAUGGGCAGUUGACCGAAAAGAGCGAUGUCUAUAGUUUCGGAGUGGUUGUUUUGGAAAUAAUGUGUGGGAGAAAGGCUCUUGAUUUGUCUUCUUCAGGAUCACCACGGGCAUUUUUGAUAACAGAUUGGGUCUGGUCUCUGGUAAAAGCUGGGAAGAUCGAAGAGGCAUUCGAUGCUUCACUGUUGAAAGAUGGAGAGUCUAUAAAUUCGAACCCAAAGGGCAUAAUGGAGAGAUUUGUGCAGGUUGGGAUACUGUGCGCUCAUGUUAUGGUGGCUCUGAGGCCAACCAUUUUGGAUGCAUUGAAAAUGUUGGAAGGAGAUAUUGAAGUUCCUUCCAUCCCAGACAGGCCAACUCCCCUGGGAAACCCAUCGUUUUACGGAGAUGGCAACACUUUCAGCAUAUCACCUGCCUUAAGUGGGCCCAAAUUGAACACCGGAGACAUGCUCAGGUUUACUCAGAGAGCCAAUGAUUUCAAUGGAAUUUGAAUAUCCAGGAACUCUAUAUAUUUACUUCCUUUUUUUUAUGUCUUCCUUUUGUUGUCUUUGUUCAUACAUAUGUCAAUAUGAAAUAGAAUAGUUCCGGUAAUUUGCCAAUGUAGGAGAGGAAAUAUCUUAGUUGAAAGAUGAAGUCACUGCUUGGUAGUUGGUAGUGUGCUAGAUGGGUAUUUGUUACAAUUUACCGUCAGUGUAUCUGAGGCCAGCGUAACAUCUCUUUUUUUGUGUAUACAAAAAGAAAGAUCUUGUUCUAGUUUCCACGCAAGUGACAAAUUAUUGGUGGGCGUAACAUUUACA